CCAAAUAAAUAACAUUUAAACUUAAUAUUUUAGAAUAUAAAAGAUAACUUCCGCCCGAGAUUCGAAGAAGCCGGAAGUGACGUCACGUCUUCAAAAAGGGCGGGAAAGCGUUGCCCACCCACCGCUCGCUCGCGGUCUGAGGGGGAAUCGCGAAACCCGAUAAAGUUUUAAGAACCGAUAACCGAAUAAACAAACAAGGGGACAAUGUACAUCAAGGCGAUCGUGCUGGACGGCUUCAAGUCGUACGCCCAACGCACAGAGAUCUGCGACUGGGAUCCGCUGUUCAACGCCAUCACGGGGCUCAAUGGCAGCGGCAAAUCCAACAUCCUGGACGCCGUUUGCUUCGUGCUCGGCAUCUCCAACCUGUCUCAGGUGAGAGCAGCAAGUCUGCAGGAGCUGGUCUACAAGAACGGCCAGGCUGGCGUUACAAAGGCAACCGUCUCCAUUACAUUCGACAACCGUGACCGGAAACAGAGCCCCCUGGGGUUCGAAGGCCAUGCGGAAAUCACCGUCACCAGACAGGUGGUGAUUGGCGGCAGGAAUAAGUAUCUGAUCAACGGGGUGAACGCCACCACGGCGCGUGUGCAGGACCUCUUCCGCUCUGUGGGCCUCAACGUCAACAACCCCCACUUCCUCAUCAUGCAGGGUCGCAUCACCAAGGUUUUGAACAUGAAGCCUCCUGAGAUCCUGGCGAUGAUUGAGGAGGCUGCGGGGACCAGGAUGUAUGAGAGCAAGAAACUGGCAGCGCAGAAGACUAUCGAGAAGAAGGAGGCCAAACUUAAGGAGAUCAACGACGUUCUGGAGGAGGAAAUUUCUCCAACGCUGGAAAAACUCAAACAGGAGCGCACCUCCUACCUGGAAUACAGCAAGCUGUGCCGGGAGCUGGAUUCUCUCCGGCGCCUGGUGAUCGCUCACCAGUUCUUCACGGCGAGCCAGGGCCAGGAAAACGCCGCUCUGCACCUCCAGAAGCUGCGUACUGAUGAGCAGGAGGCGCGAGAGGAGGUAGAGAGGCUGGAGGAGGAGGAGAAGAAGAGGGAGGGAGAGCUGCGGGAGAUGGAGAGGAAAAGGGACAAGGAGGCCGGAGGGGAUCUGUCCCGUGUGGAGGAGGCCCUGACCCAGGCCCAGCGUGCCCACGCCAAGGCCCAGAGCACCCUGGACAUCCGCACAGAGGCCCUGGCUACGGAGCAGGCGCACAGGGAGCAGCUGCUCGCUCACAUGCAGGAGGACGCCAGUGCCCGCGACGCCAAGCGCUCCCAGGUAGUGGCGCUGGAGGCGGCGCUGGCGUCGGCGUUGGCAUGCUCCCAGGAAGCGGCGAGGGGCCUGCAAGAAGCUCAGGCGCGCUUCGCGGCGGCCUCGGUGGGCCUCUCGGAGGAUGGGCAAGGCGGCCACGCCGCCACGCUGGCCGAGCAGAUCCUGAAGUGCCGCCAGGAGGCCAGCCAGGCCCAGACUGAAGCUGCGCAGGCUCAGAUGAAGCUGUCCCACGUGCAGCGCGAGCUGCAGCAGCGCAAGGCGGAGGAGGGCCGCACCACGGAAGCCUACACUCGCGACCAGCAGGCUCUGUCUCGCUUGAAGACCCGAGCCCAGGGCCUACUCAGGGACAUGGCCGCCCUGGGCUACACGGAGGGCCAGCUGGAGAUGCUGCAGAAGAAGAUGAAGGAGCUGGCCGCGGAGGAGUCGGCGAUGAGAGAAAAAGUAGACCGGGCGGUCGCCAGCAUGCCCCAGCUCCAGUUUGAUUACCGGUGGGUGGAUGUGUUACUCACCUGCUCAAUCAUUUACCCAUUCACUUGCUCCAUCGCCACCACACCCCAGCUCUAG
Lethenteron reissneri (Far Eastern brook lamprey) is the source of this 1815-nucleotide messenger RNA. RefSeq names its product structural maintenance of chromosomes protein 2-like. The record is from RefSeq and is a predicted model, not a curated record. NCBI's taxonomy places the organism in Eukaryota, Metazoa, Chordata, Hyperoartia, Petromyzontiformes, Petromyzontidae. Gene Ontology annotation, molecular function: ATP binding; ATP hydrolysis activity.